GCACGUCGGUUCCUUGAAGUCUUCUCUCCCACGCAACACCACAACUUCUCGUCUCCAACACCAGCUUGCACAGCGCCAAAACCGUCAAAAUGGCUCCUUCCAACCUCCCUGCAAUCUUCAACCCCACCCAGCAGGACAUUGAGAUGCUCCUCGCUGCCCAGUGCCACCUCGGCGCAAAGAACCUGCAGGUGCACAUGGAGCCUUACCUGUGGAAGACCAGGCCCGACGGUGUCAAUGUCUUGAACAUUGGCAAGACGUGGGAGAAGAUUGUCCUUGCCGCGCGUAUCAUCGUCGCCAUCGACAACCCGGCCGACAUCUGUGUCAUUUCCGCCCGUCCCUACGGACAGCGUGCCGUCCUCAAGUUCGCAUCGCACACCGGUGCCACUGCCAUCGCUGGUCGUUUCACUCCCGGUAACUUCACCAACUACAUCACCCGCUCGUUCAGGGAGCCCCGCCUCGUCAUUGUCACCGACCCCCGCACCGACGCUCAGGCUAUCAAGGAAGCUUCCUACGUCAACAUCCCCGUCAUUGCCCUUUGCGACGGAGACUCACCCACCGAGUACGUCGACGUUGCCAUCCCCACCAACAACAAGGGACGCCACGCCAUUGGUCUCGUCUGGUGGAUGCUCGCCCGUGAGGUCCUCCGCCUCCGUGGAACCCUCGCUAACCGCGAGACUGAGUGGGACGUUAUGACUGAUUUGUACUUCUACCGCGACCCCGAGGCUGAGGAGAACAAGGACAGCGCUGGCGUUGAGGAGGCUAAGGUGCCUGGUGCGGACGAGGUCGGCCCCGCCGCUGUCGCCGAUGGCUUCACCAGCGAGUGGGAGGUCUCUGGCGCCUCUGCCGGUGCUUUCACCGCCCAGGCUGCUGCUGCCCCUGGCGCCAGCUGGGACGCUGACACCACCGACUGGGCUGCGUCUGGUGAGGCCCAGACCGGCAACGAGGGCUGGGGUACCGAGGCCGCUGCCCCUGCUGCCACUACUCAGUGGUAGAUGUCAUGUUGGACGCAUUUGUCAAUCCUUCUCUUACAUACCCUGUCUUUGACAACGCACUGGCAUGUCGGCGUAGGAGUGAAGGAAAAAGGGAGAAGAAAAAAAGGAAAAUAUGAGAACCAUUUGACAAAUUCUCGGCAGUCUUCAUGAUUUCAUGGCAUCGAGGUGUGUUGAGGGAUAUGAUCUUAUGCUGCGCGCUUAUGAGGGAAAGAUAUCCAUGCUUCUUGUGAGAGGUAUGGGGGAAAGCCCUGUGCUGGCGAUCGGGUUGUACUUAAUUGACGCCCAGUCCUUCAAUGCAAACCUUGCUCUUGUGUCUAACA
This is a messenger RNA of Pyrenophora tritici-repentis Pt-1C-BFP, 1312 nucleotides long. RefSeq names its product 40S ribosomal protein uS2. Gene Ontology annotation, cellular component: cytosolic small ribosomal subunit; ribosome; 90S preribosome. Gene Ontology annotation, molecular function: structural constituent of ribosome. Lineage: Eukaryota; Fungi; Ascomycota; Dothideomycetes; Pleosporales; Pleosporaceae. The record is from RefSeq and is a predicted model, not a curated record. Gene Ontology annotation, biological process: ribosomal small subunit assembly; cytoplasmic translation.